This is a messenger RNA of Cherax quadricarinatus, 478 nucleotides long. Its product is annotated as neuropeptide-like protein 31. NCBI's taxonomy places the organism in Eukaryota, Metazoa, Arthropoda, Malacostraca, Decapoda, Parastacidae. The record is from RefSeq and is a predicted model, not a curated record.
GGAAGCCCUUUCUCCAGCUUCUCACAUUCGUCACAUACUCUUGAGCCAUGAACUCCCUGGUCACUGUUGCCGUCUUGGCCACAUUCUGCUUGGCUGCCACAAGCGCUGCACCUUCCCCAGAUGCCGAGCCUGGUUACCGGGGAGGCUUCGGAGGUUUUGGUGGCUUUAGAGGCUUUGGAGGCUUCGGAGGUUUUGGAGGCUUGAGAGGAGGAUAUGGAGGCUAUGGAUAUCGUGGAAAGAGGAGCGCUGAGCCUAUUGCUGAGGCUGCUGCUGAGCCUGAAGCUGAUCCUGGUUACUUGAGAGGCUAUGGAGGCCUGGGCGGCUUUGGAGGGUUUGGAGGAUUCGGCCGCGGAUUCGGAGGCUUCGGACGAGGAUAUGGCAGCUAUGGAUACUAUGGCUAAACUACUCCUCUUAUCAAUUGUGCACAUUACCAUUUUUUUAAAAUACUAAAAUAAAUAUUCAGAGCAAAAGUAUUAAU